UCUUCUUUAUUUCCACCCACCAUGGACUCCUUGAUUUCCAAAGGGAAUGCAGUUAAACCACUCAACAAAAAGAGAAAACGUGGAAACACCGAAAAACGACCGGCCAAACCCCCGCCGCCCUCGGACCUGACAGCAGCCUCCAUCUCUCGAACGACAUCUCUCCCAAAAUCCCUCCGUCCGACAUCACCACCUCCAGGGCAAAUUCCAAAACAUUCACACGUAAAAGAUAUUAAGUUACGCUCCCAUCUAAACCGACAGGCUUCCAAUGCUGCGAGAACGAAGGCACUCCUGCGCGAUGCAGAACUUCUACUUACCAACGAUGCUGGAACAAUCCAGGUGGAGAACGAAAUGGAGCGUACAUGGCGUGUGAGUCAAAAGGAGAUUGUAGAGGACGUUGGCCGAGAAGCUGCGAAAGGCAGACAGGAGUGGAAGCUUGAUGGCGGUCCGUAUCGAUCACGGUACACGAGAAACGGCAGGCACUUGGCUAUUGUCGGUAAAACUGGUCAUGUUGCAACAUUCGAUUGGCAAACUGGCACAAUGCACGCCGAACUCCAGUUACAAGAGACAUGUCGCGAUAUAACAUUUCUUCAAGACCAAUCUUUUUUCGCAGUUGCGCAGAAAAAAUAUGCGUUCAUAUACGACCGCGACGGCGUAGAGAUUCAUCGACUGAAAGCACAUAUCGAGCCGACACGGCUAGAGUUUCUGCCAUACCAUUGGUUACUAGUCUCUGUGGGAAAUACUGGCCAUUUAAAAUACCAAGAUACAUCAACUGGUAGCCUUGUAGCAGAUCACCGAACCAAACUAGGUGCUUGCCGUACCAUGACUCAAAACCGACAUAACGCUGUCAUACACCUAGGCCACCAAAACGGUGUUGUGACUUUAUGGACUCCUAACCUUCCUCAUCCUGCAGUACAGCUACUCGCGCAUUUAGGACCGGUUGUAGGUUUGAGUGUGGAUCCAAGCACUGGUGGAAGGUACAUGGCGUCCUCUGGCGCAGAUGGCACAGUCAAAGUUUGGGAUUGUCGCAAUUGGAAGGGGUGCGUUCGGGAAUGGACGACUAGAGGUGGGGGUGCUGAGCUGGAGUGGAGUGCGAAGGGUGUGUUGGCGGUGGCUACAGGGGGGAGUGUCAAUAUGUACACAAAACCAUCCAUCCAAACAUUCUUCGCUCCAAAAGUUCCUCCACCCCUCUAUCUAACCCAUUCGAUUCCACAUAGACCACUUACCUCCGUGCGAUUCUGUCCGUUUCAGGACAUCCUCACUGUAGGGCACAACGCCGGUCUUUCCAGUAUCCUUGUCCCUGGAUCCGGAGAAGCCAACUUCGAUAGUGCGGAGGCUGAUCCAUUUGAGAACAAGAAAGCUAGACGGGAGCGAGAAGUUAAGGGUUUGUUAGAUAAGAUCCAACCGGAUAUGAUUGCUUUAGAUCCAGACUUCGUUGGAUCAUUAGCUCCACCACCGAAGUUGACGACUGCCGUUAAUGACAAACACGACAUCCCCUUCGCACGUCUUCCCCGCCUGGAAAGGCUUCGUAUAGAGGGAAAAGCGGAGGAAACAGAAAUCGAUGCCGAUGCUGACGAGGUCGGUGGUGCCAACGAAGAAGAGGGUGUUGUGAGCACUAACGACAAGAGGUCAGUGGGUGAGCGGGAGAAGAAGAGGAUGCGCGGGCGGGGAAAGAGCUUGAAGCGGUAUCUGAGAAAGCAACGCAAAAACGUUAUUGACCCCACAGCUGUCGCCAUUCGGUCUAAAUUAGAGAAGCAAAGGGAAGAAAAACGUAUUGCGAAGGAGAGAGCAAAAGGGGAGAUAGAGCCCAAGAAGCCAUCAGCACUGGAUCGCUUCAGACGUCCAUGACGUUAGGGACGUUGUUACUAUGUUCCCACUCGAUGUCUGUAGGCAUUUCGAUGCUACAUUCAAACCUCGUUCCUUGGAACCUGCA
This is a messenger RNA of Pisolithus orientalis, 1930 nucleotides long. RefSeq names its product WD40-repeat-containing domain protein. Gene Ontology annotation, cellular component: small-subunit processome; nucleolus; 90S preribosome. Gene Ontology annotation, biological process: maturation of SSU-rRNA from tricistronic rRNA transcript (SSU-rRNA, 5.8S rRNA, LSU-rRNA). NCBI's taxonomy places the organism in Eukaryota, Fungi, Basidiomycota, Agaricomycetes, Boletales, Pisolithaceae. The coding region runs from base 22 to 1845 and encodes 607 amino acids. The transcript is spliced from 7 exons. Gene Ontology annotation, molecular function: protein binding. The record is from RefSeq and is a predicted model, not a curated record.